AUGUCCAAUCUUCGCAUCCUCCUCAUUGGCAACGGUGGCCGUGAGCACGCGCUCGCUUGGAAACUCAGCCAGUCCCCGCAUGUCGAGACCAUCUUUGCUGUUCCUGGCAACGGUGGUACUGCUGCGUGCCCCAAGGUUUCCAAUGUGACUUCUGUCCCUCCAGACGACUUUGACGCUCUUGUCAAGUUCGCCCAGUCUAAUGGCAUCAACCUUGCUGUACCCGGUCCCGAAGCCCCUCUGGUCGACGGUGUUGAGGGCUUCUUUCGCGCCGCGGGCAUUCCCUGCUUCGGUCCCUCCAAGGAAGCUGCUCGACUCGAGGGUAGCAAGACUUACUCGAAAGAUUUUAUGAAAAAAUACAAUGUUCCUACUGCUGCCUAUGAGAAUUUCUCCGACUUCGAAAAGGCAAUCUCGUACAUUGAUAAUAUCAACCACGAUGUCGUUAUUAAGGCCACUGGUCUUGCUGCUGGUAAGGGUGUCAUUAUUCCUCAGACCAAGGACGAGGCCAAAGCAGCUUUGAAACAGAUCAUGGUCGAUAAAGAGUUUGGCUCCGCUGGUAGCGAGGUUGUAAUAGAGGAGCUUCUUCUCGGUGAUGAGCUCAGCGUGCUCACUUUCUGCGACGGUUACUCUAUCCGUUCGCUGCCUCUCGCACAAGACCACAAGCGUAUUUUCGACGGCGACCAGGGCCCCAACACUGGUGGCAUGGGCUGCUAUGCUCCUACCAACAUUGCCACCAAAGAGCUCGUUGAGCGUAUAGAUAAGGAAAUUCUCAAGCCUACGAUCUUAGGCAUGCGCAGAGAGAAACAGCCCUUCCGCGGUGUCCUCUUCACUGGUCUGAUGAUUACUGCGACUGGGCCCAAGGUGCUCGAGUACAACGUUCGAUUCGGCGACCCUGAGACUCAGACUGUUCUUCCUCUUCUAUCUGCCGAGACGGAUCUUGCCGAAAUCAUGCUUGCGUGUACGGGCGGAUACCUGGACAACUGCAACAUCACCAUUUUGAACAAGUUUAGCGCCACCAUCGUGCUCGCUUCUGGAGGCUAUCCUGGAUCUUAUGCCAAGGGCACUCCCAUGACCGUCACCGAACCUCCUACUGGCAGCACAAUCUUCCACGCUGGCACAAAGCUCGAUGGUCAGCAGCUCCAAACCUCUGGCGGUCGUGUCAUCGCUAUAAACUCGGUCGGAGAUACUCUUCGCAGUGCUGUUAACGCCGCCUACGCGGCUUUGGCAGCUAACGUCAUCCAGUUUGAGAAGAUGUUCUUCCGCAAAGAUAUUGCACAUCGUGCUUUUCGUGCGCCUAAUAAGGAAUCUAUGACCUAUGCGCAGGCUGGUGUUGACAUCCAGGCUGGCAACGACUUCGUCGAAAAGAUCAAGAAGGCGGUUGCCAGUACUAAGCGCCCUGGCGCUGAUGCUGAAAUUGGUGGAUUCGGCGGCGAAGUUGACCUGUCUGCUGCAGGUUAUCCCAACGCCCCUGUGCUUGUUGGCGCCAUUGACGGUGUUGGUACCAAGCUGAUGAUUGCUCAGAAUAUGAAGAAGCACGACACUGUCGGUAUUGAUCUGGUCGCCAUGAACGUCAACGAUCUCAUCGUUCAAGGUGCUACCCCCCUCAUGUUCUUGGAUUACUACGGCUGUAGCAAGCUGGAUCUUGCUUCGGCUGCUGCUUUCGUUGAGGGUGUCGCCGACGGCUGCAGACAGGCUGGCUGUGCGCUGGUUGGUGGAGAGACUGCCGAGAUGCCCGGCAUGUACCAGGGCGAAGAUUACGAUGCUGCCGGAUGUGCUGUCGGCGCCGUCACUGAUGAUGCGCGACUUCCCAAGCAGGCGGACAUGGUGGAGGGAGAUAUUCUUCUGGGUCUCGGUUCAAAUGGUGUUCACUCUAAUGGCUUCUCCCUCGUGCGCCGUAUCGUCCAGAGCGCUGGUCUCAGCUACACUGAUGUCGCUCCCUGGGAUCGGGGCCAAAGUGUUGGUGAGUCGCUGCUGACACCAACCCGCAUCUACGUCAAGACUCUGCUGCCCACUCUCAAAGACAUCAAGGGCCUGGCUCACAUUACCGGUGGUGGUCUCACCGAGAACGUCCCUCGCAUGCUCCCCGAAUCGCUCACUGCUGAGAUCAACUUUGGCUCGUGGCAAAUACCUGCAGUUUUUCAAUGGCUCAAGGCUGCUGGCAACGUCACCCCCGAGGAGAUGUGUCGUACCUUCAAUAGCGGCAUCGGUAUGGUGAUUGCUGUGGAUGCUAGCAAGGCUUCUGUAGUGUCCUCUGCUCUUGGCGCUGCUAACGAACCCGUGUAUACACUUGGUCACUUGGUCAAGCGCAAAGAGGGCCAAGCUGGCUGUAUUAUCCAUAACUUGGAGCGUUGGCAAUAA
This is a messenger RNA of Beauveria bassiana ARSEF 2860, 2355 nucleotides long. RefSeq names its product phosphoribosylamine-glycine ligase. The transcript has a single exon. The record is from RefSeq and is a predicted model, not a curated record. Gene Ontology annotation, molecular function: metal ion binding; phosphoribosylamine-glycine ligase activity; ATP binding. NCBI's taxonomy places the organism in Eukaryota, Fungi, Ascomycota, Sordariomycetes, Hypocreales, Cordycipitaceae. Bases 1 to 2355 code for a protein of 784 amino acids. Gene Ontology annotation, biological process: adenine biosynthetic process; 'de novo' IMP biosynthetic process. Gene Ontology annotation, cellular component: cytosol.